AUGUCAAUUGCCCGUAUCUUCUCUCGCUCAAUUCGUCCUAUUAUGGGAUUAAGACAGGCGUCAACUGAUAUCUCUCAACUUUUUGAACAAUCGGAGCAACCAAAAGGGCAACCUGUGUAUCAGGAUGAUGUGGAGAGUAACCAGCAGUCUGGUGGGUAUGGAAGUGCUUAUCCUCAGCCACAACGUCGCAUGAACAAAGGGGUUAAUCGUGUCGAAUUGCUUGGUGGAGUUGCUGGCGAUCCUGUUUACAAGGUUACACAGAGAGGCAGCGAAUUCGCUUCGUUCAAUCUUUACACUAAUGUUGAUCGCAAAUUGGGGAAUGGCAAUAUUGUGACCAAUACUGAGGUUCAUAAUGUUGUUGCUUUCGGUGGGGUUGCUAAAUAUAUACAACAGAAUCUUCAUCGAGGUUUUCGUUUAAUUUCAUCUCUUAACAUAUUCAAUGUUCUAGGUUCGCGUGUAUAUAUCACUGGUCGUCUUCAUUAUAAUGGUGGUAUGCUUCUCGCGGAUGGGACUCGUACACCGCGAAUGGCUUCAAUUAAUGUUGAAAAUGUUUAUCCAUUAGCGCGUUCUCUUCGUCGUGAUUCUGCUACUCAGGAAGAAUACCAGCAAGCUAACGAUACGGAAGUUUAA
This is a messenger RNA of Meloidogyne enterolobii, 630 nucleotides long. Lineage: Eukaryota; Metazoa; Nematoda; Chromadorea; Rhabditida; Meloidogynidae. The record is from the annotation of a GenBank genome assembly.